Drosophila arizonae is the source of this 732-nucleotide messenger RNA. It is a transcript of the gene CycA, whose product is annotated as cyclin A. NCBI's taxonomy places the organism in Eukaryota, Metazoa, Arthropoda, Insecta, Diptera, Drosophilidae. The record is from RefSeq and is a predicted model, not a curated record.
AUGCCGAGUCUAAAGGAAAAGUCAUCAAUGCUUAAUGGAGCUGGUGUUGUUAAGCAGCCGCUAGCUGUAAUUGGUGGCAAGGAGAAGGCUCUGGCACCGCGCGCCAAUUUGGUUGUGCUGAAUACCAACAAUAACCAUGGCAAUGUGCAGCGCAGCAACCCCGUGCCCACUGGCAAAAUGGGUUUUCGUGAAGUUGCCAAGGUAAAAGUAGAUGAAAAUGCUUGUUUUGGCGCCACCAAGAAGUCAAAUGUUGUUGUACCCGUGGUGGAGCAAUUCAAGUCGUUCUCCGUCUACGAGGACAACAGCCAUACACAGGUGCAGUUGCAAAUUGGGAGCACGGCCCUUUCCAUUUCAGCCGACAAAGAGAAUAUUCAGGUUGUCGAUCAAAAGCUCGAGCAAGUACGCAAGGAGUUUGCCAUAAAUCAUGGCUACGAUCUGGAUGGCACCCCCAUGUCCGUCACCGAUGUGCAAUCGCCCAUGUCUGUGGACCGUUCCAUGGCCGAGACUAGCAUCAUUAGCGCCGAGAUAUCUGACAACAGCCAGGCCGAGGGCAUGGCUGAUCUCAAAACCGAUGCUGACAUCUCGCUCUUGGAAAGUCCUGUCUUGCCGCGCAACGAUCGUCAGCGCUUCUUCGAGGUGGUCCAAUAUCAACACGAUAUAUUGGAGAAUUUCCGCGAGAGCGAACUCGAGAGCGUAAGAGAAACUGACACAACGGAUAAAAUGCGAAUGUGA